AUGUCUUCGGUCGGGGCGGCGCCGACCGUCGCCGCUAACCACAGCGCGUCGCUGGGGGCGACCAAGCUCAUGUAUGCGCUCACGAAUGCCGGGUCGUCCUCAAUAUCUAGCUUCCUCACUGUGUACUACCAGCACACCGCGGGGUUCUCCAAGGUGCAGAUCGGGGUUCUGCAGACGCUGCCCAACUUCUCGUCCGUCGUUGCCCCGCCCGUGUGGGGCGCAGUGGCCGACUACAUCCGAGACCAACGACGUAUCCACGUGCUGUGCAUCGUCACGGGGACUCUGUUCUACUUCGGAAUCCAAUUCUUUUCCUGGUCGUUCGGCUGGACGCUGUUCAUGGUGGUGAUGGCGCGCUUCCAGAGGUGUCCGUCAGGGUCCCUACUGGACCACGCAGUGCUUGACGUGCUGGAGAAAGUUGGAGGGGAGUACGGCAAGCAGAGACUCUUUGGCGCAGUUGGUUGGGGGCUCGGGGCGUACGUCACGGGGCUGAUGGUGGCGACGGGCGGCAUCUACUGGUCCUUCUGGACACAGCUCGUCUUGUGGUAUGCGUCGCUAGCCGUCCUACAGCGGAUCCCUCCUGUCAAAUACGGCGAUGUUAACAGUGGAAGGCAUAUUGCACUAGAGGGGACGUCGUUCGUGGAGAGUGCGAAACUUCUGGCCAAAGAGCUGGAUGUGUUGAUGCUGCUUGGAGUGGUGUUCGUCAUGGGGCUCAUGUACGGUGUCAUCGCCAGUUUCCUCACCCUGAACCUGUACAACCUGUCGGGCGGGGACCCUCGGAUCGUGGGGAUUGCAAUCAUGUGCCAAACCUCGUCGGAGCUGCCCGCUUUCUUCUUUGCGGACAGAAUUAUCAAGAAGAUCGGAACGGUGAAAGUGUUCUUGGUCUCCAUUCUAGGGUACGCUGUUCGCAUUGCGUACUACGCCUCGAUGACCAACGCGUGGGGCGCGAUUCCGUUCGAGUUCUUGCAUGGCGUCACGUUCGGAUUGGCUUGGGCGGCGUGCACGCAGUACAUUUAUUCGGCGUCUCCGCGCGGGUGCGCCAGUACCGUCAUGGGGGUCUUGAACGCGGUGCAGAACGGACUCGCGCGUGCAAUGGGGACGCUGGUGGGUGGCUACUUCUACGAGCGCUACGGGCCGCGAACGAUGUGGUUGGUGGCAGGGCUCGGCGUGCCUCUCUCGCUCAUUGGUCUGGCGUUCUUCCGGCGCUUCAAGGGGAUCAGCAACGUCGUUAUUCAGGAAACGAUGCUGCUGGAGGAAGCGGAGAUCUUCACCCCGCACGGCGCCAACCCGCAACCGAUGAGGUCGGACGGCUAUGGCUCAUGCGGUGAGUCUUCGUGA
Phytophthora sojae is the source of this 1335-nucleotide messenger RNA. RefSeq lists its product as hypothetical. Gene Ontology annotation, cellular component: membrane. Lineage: Eukaryota; Oomycota; Peronosporomycetes; Peronosporales; Peronosporaceae. The record is from RefSeq and is a predicted model, not a curated record. The coding region runs from base 1 to 1335 and encodes 444 amino acids. The transcript has a single exon.